Gracilinanus agilis (Agile Gracile Mouse Opossum) is the source of this 6264-nucleotide messenger RNA. It is a transcript of the gene CACNA1H, whose product is annotated as calcium voltage-gated channel subunit alpha1 H. Gene Ontology annotation, molecular function: voltage-gated sodium channel activity; low voltage-gated calcium channel activity. The coding region runs from base 1 to 6264 and encodes 2087 amino acids. The record is from RefSeq and is a predicted model, not a curated record. NCBI's taxonomy places the organism in Eukaryota, Metazoa, Chordata, Mammalia, Didelphimorphia, Didelphidae. Gene Ontology annotation, biological process: neuronal action potential; sodium ion transmembrane transport; calcium ion transmembrane transport. The transcript has 34 exons. Gene Ontology annotation, cellular component: neuron projection; plasma membrane; voltage-gated calcium channel complex.
AUGACUGAUGGCGAGAGAAGACAGCCCUUGCAGCCGCUGGCUAGCGACGAGGUCCGGGUGCCCAUCGCGUCGGUCCAGGCAGCCCAGCCUGGGGAGGAAGAGGAGGAGGAUGCGGCCAGCGGCAGCAAGUCUCUCCAGGGCAGCGUGGCCUCGGGGGCGUCCUCUGCCCGGGAACGGGAGCUGGAGCGUGAGCGCGCGCCGGAGCCAGCGCCGGAACCGGAGCAGGAGCCGGAGCCCGCGACCGAGACUGAGCAAGAGCCGGAGCCGGAGCUGGGCGCAGCAGACGAGGAACAAGUCCCCUACCCAGCUCUGGCCGCCACCGUCUUCUUCUGCCUCAAGCAGACUUCGCGGCCGCGGAGCUGGUGCCUCAGACUGGUCUGUAACCCCUGGUUCGAGCAUGUUAGCAUGCUGGUGAUCCUUCUGAACUGCGUGACCUUGGGUAUGUUCCAGCCAUGCGAGGAUGUGGAAUGUCAAUCAGAACGCUGUAACAUCCUGGAGGCAUUUGAUGACUUCAUCUUUGCCUUCUUUGCGGUGGAAAUGGUCAUAAAGAUGGUCGCCCUGGGGAUUUUUGGACAGAAGUGUUACCUGGGAGACACAUGGAACCGUCUAGACUUCUUCAUCGUCAUGGCUGGCAUGAUGGAAUAUUCUCUGGAUGGACACAAUGUCAGCCUUUCUGCUAUCCGGACCGUUCGCGUUCUCCGGCCACUCAGAGCCAUUAAUAGGGUGCCAAGCAUGCGGAUCCUGGUGACGCUGCUGCUGGACACACUGCCCAUGCUGGGCAAUGUCCUGCUUCUCUGUUUCUUCGUUUUCUUCAUCUUUGGCAUUGUGGGUGUGCAGCUCUGGGCUGGACUUCUGAGGAACAGAUGCUUCCUAGACAACAACUUUGCCAGGAAUAACAACCUGACCUUCCUGAACCCCUAUUACCAAACAGAAGAAGGUGAAGAGAACCCAUUCAUUUGUUCUUCACACCGUGACAAUGGUAUGCAGAAGUGUUCCCACAUCCCCAUCCGCCGGGAGCUACGGGUAGAAUGCACACUAGGCCUAGAGGCUUACAGCCGCUCGUUGGAAAGUCCUGAUGGUGGUGGCCGAAACUCCUGCAUCAACUGGAACCAAUACUACAAUGUGUGCAGGACUGGUGACCUCAACCCGCACAAUGGAGCCAUCAACUUUGACAACAUUGGCUAUGCCUGGAUCGCUAUCUUCCAGGUUAUAACCCUGGAAGGCUGGGUUGACAUCAUGUAUUAUGUCAUGGAUGCACAUUCUUUUUAUAAUUUUAUAUAUUUUAUAUUGCUAAUAAUCGUGGGCUCUUUCUUCAUGAUAAACCUGUGCCUAGUAGUGAUCGCCACGCAGUUCUCGGAGACGAAGCAGCGCGAGAACCAGCUGAUGCAGGAGCAGCGGGCCCGCUACCUCUCCAACGACAGCACGAUCGCCAGCUUCUCCGAGCCCGGCAGCUGCUAUGAGGAACUGCUCAAGUACAUCGGCCACAUCUUCCGCAAAGUGAAGCGCCGGACCCUGAGGCUCUACGCCGCCUGGCAGAAGAAGCGCCGGGAGAAGGUCAACCCCAACGGCGCCCUCCAUGGACAGGGGGUCGGGCGCCGCGGCCGCAAGCGGGUCCCCUCCAUCCACCACCUGAUUCACCACCAUCACCACCACCACCAUCACCACUACCACAUCAGCAACGGGAGCCCCAGGGGUCCCUGCGGGAGCCCCGAGGUCCGUGGGGACCUGGAGCCCAGAGCGGGGAAGUCGGGGACCCGGCUCAUGCUGCCCCCUCCCCCGUCUCCCGGGCCACAAGGGCUCCCAUCCCCAGCCCAUGAUGCCGAGCCAGUUCACAGCAUCUACCAUGCCGAUUGCCACGUGGAAGCCCCCCAAGAUCAGGGUGGCCGAGUGUCCCGGGCUGCCACCGCUGGGCUCAAGCUGGCCACUGGACUUGGUGGCAUGAACUACCCCACCAUCCUGCCUUCGGCUGCUGGGGGCAAGGGUACUUUGGCCCUGGGGCCUGUGGGGAAGAAGGGCAGUGGGCCGCCUGUCCCAGUAGUGAACAGCAGUCCUGUGAGUUUGAGUGCUGAUGCCUAUGGGAAGCUGCAACACUUGGUUGGGGAACAUGGCCUCUGCAGGGCUCCGAGCCGCCUGUCAGGCCUGAACGUGCCCUGUUCCCUGCCCAGCCCCCAAGCUGCCAUGCUGACAUGUGAACUGCAGAAUUGCCCAUACUGUGCCCACAUCUUGGAGGACCCUGAGUUUGAGUUGAGCGAGUUGGAGAGCUACGACUCAGACACCAAUGGUGUUUAUGAGUUCACCCAAGACCUCCGGCAUGGAGACCAUCGAGACCCCAUCCAGCAGCCCCCGCAGACCCCAGCCCAGAGCGGAUCGAGGCGGCGAGGAGGGGCCCACAGAAAGAAGGUGGUGGGGGACCGAAGUGGGGUGGCCUGUCUCUGGGCGGCCUUUGGAAACAAACUCAAGCGAAUUGUGGAAAGCAAGUACUUCAAUCGGGGAAUCAUGAUCGCCAUCUUGAUCAACACCCUCAGUAUGGGCAUAGAACACCAUGAGCAGCCAGAAGAGUUGACCAACGCCUUGGAGAUCAGCAACAUCGUCUUCACUAGCAUGUUUGCCCUGGAGAUGCUCUUGAAGUUGUUGGCUUUUGGGCUCCUGGGCUACAUCAGGAAUCCUUACAACAUUUUUGAUGGCAUCAUCGUUGUUAUCAGUGUCUGGGAGAUUAUCGGGCAGUCAGAUGGAGGCCUAUCUGUACUCCGGACCUUCAGGCUCCUUCGAGUGCUGAAACUGGUACGGUUCAUGCCAGCCCUCCGACGACAGCUGGUGGUGUUGAUGAAGACCAUGGACAAUGUGGCCACCUUCUGUAUGCUGCUGAUGCUGUUCAUCUUUAUCUUUAGUAUCCUGGGCAUGCACCUCUUCGGGUGUAAAUUCAGCUUGAAAACUGACACUGGAGACACCGUCCCGGACAGGAAGAACUUUGACUCCUUGCUGUGGGCCAUUGUCACUGUGUUCCAGAUCCUCACCCAAGAAGACUGGAAUGUUGUGCUUUAUAAUGGUAUGGCCUCCACCUCAUCUUGGGCUGCUCUCUACUUUGUGGCCCUGAUGACCUUUGGCAACUACGUGCUGUUCAACCUACUGGUGGCCAUUCUAGUGGAGGGCUUCCAGGCAGAGGGAGAUGCAAAUAGAUCUGACACAGAUGAGGACAAGACAUCAGCCAACUUUGAGGAAGAUUUUGAAAAGCUGAGAGACUUACGUGCCACAGAGAUGAAGAUGUAUUCACUGGCAAUGACGCCCAACGGGCAUCUGGAGGGCCGUGGCAGCCUGCCUCCACCCCUCAUCAUGCGUACUGCAGCUACACCCAUGCUGACGCCCAAGAGCUCCCCCAAUGUGGAUUCUGUCCCCAACCUCCUGGACUCUCGCAGAGGCAGCAGUGUCUCUGUGGAUCCCCAGCACUACGACCAGAAGUCAAUGUCCAGCCUACGCAGCUCUCCCUGUGCCAACUGGGGCCCCAAUAGUACAUGGGGCAGCAGGCGCUCCAGCUGGAACAGCCUGGGCCGGGCGCCCAGCUUAAAGAAGAAGAGCCAAUGUGGGGAGCGCGAGUCCCUACUCUCUGGGGAGGGCAAAGGCAGCACAGAUGACGAGUCAGAUGAUGCCAAACCAGGCUCAGCAGGCCGGGCAUCCCAACUGCGCCGAGCCGAGUCCCUGGACUACCGAAGUACAUUGGACCUGCGAGAAGGACUCCAACGGCUGUCCCCACGCCCAACUGCCCUGCUGCCCCUAGAGUACCAGGACUGCAAUGGGCAGAUGGUGCAUAUGCCCAGUGAGUUCUUCCUGCGCAUUGACAGCCACAAGGAGGACCCUUCAGACUAUGAUGAUGACAUGGAUGAUAGCUAUUGCUUCCGACUGAAAAAGAUGUUGGAACCCUAUAAGCCUGAAUGGUGUAAGACCCAUGAAGACUGGUCCUUCUACCUGUUCUCACCUCAGAACCGGGCCCGGGUCACUUGUCAGAAGGUCAUUGCCCACAAGAUGUUUGACCAUGUGGUCUUGGUGUUCAUCUUUCUCAAUUGCAUCACAAUAGCCCUGGAACGCCCUGACAUUGAUCCUAAUAGCACGGAGCGGGUCUUUCUGAGUGUUUCCAAUUACAUCUUCACAGCAAUCUUCGUAGCUGAAAUGAUGGUGAAGGUGGUGGCCCUGGGCUUUUUCUCUGGGGAGAACAGCUACCUGCAGAGCAGCUGGAAUGUGCUGGAUGGACUGUUGGUCUUUGUCUCCAUCAUUGAUAUCAUUGUCUCCAUGGCUUCAGCUGGUGGGGCCAAGAUCCUGGGCAUCCUCCGGGUCCUGCGAUUGCUGAGGACACUGAGACCACUUCGGGUUAUCAGCCGAGCCCCAGGCCUUAAGUUGGUGGUGGAGACCUUGAUAUCAUCCCUUAGGCCCAUUGGAAAUAUUGUCCUCAUCUGUUGUGCCUUCUUUAUCAUCUUUGGUAUUCUUGGGGUUCAGCUUUUCAAGGGUAAAUUUUAUUAUUGCGAUGGACCAGACACUCGAAACAUUACCACCAAAGAUGACUGCUGUGCAGCCCAUUACCGCUGGAUCCGGCGCAAGUACAACUUUGAUAACCUAGGUCAGGCUCUUAUGUCCCUUUUUGUGCUCUCGUCCAAGGAUGGCUGGGUGAACAUCAUGUAUGAUGGCCUGGAUGCCGUGGGCAUCAACCAACAGCCCAUCCAGAACCACAACCCCUGGAUGUUGCUGUACUUCAUCUCCUUCCUGCUCAUCGUCAGCUUCUUUGUCCUGAACAUGUUUGUGGGCGUGGUGGUGGAGAAUUUCCACAAGUGCCGGCAGCAUCAGGAGGCGGAGGAAGCCCGACGGAGGGAGGAGAAGAGGCUCCGGCGGCUGGAGAAGAAGCGUAGGAGUAAGGCGAUAUACGUGUCCGGCACCCUCCCUAAUACAGAGGCCCAGCGUAGGCCAUACUAUGCUGACUACUCACCCACCCGGAGGUCCAUCCACAGCCUGUGUACUAGCCACUACUUGGACCUGUUUAUUACCUUCAUCAUCGGAGUCAAUGUGAUCACCAUGUCUAUGGAGCACUACAAUCAGCCCAAGUCCCUGGAUGAAGCCCUGAAGUACUGCAACUAUGUCUUCACCAUUGUCUUCGUCUUUGAGGCGAUGUUGAAACUGGUGGCCUUUGGAUUCCGUCGUUUCUUCAAGGACAGGUGGAAUCAGCUCGACCUGGCCAUAGUGCUUCUUUCCAUCAUGGGCAUCACCUUGGAGGAAAUCGAGAUGAAUGCAGCCUUGCCCAUUAACCCUACCAUCAUCCGAAUCAUGCGUGUGCUCCGCAUUGCUCGAGUACUGAAGCUACUGAAAAUGGCCACUGGGAUGAGGGCCCUACUGGACACGGUGGUUCAGGCACUGCCCCAGGUAGGGAACCUUGGCCUGCUUUUCAUGCUCCUGUUUUUUAUCUAUGCUGCCCUGGGAGUGGAGUUGUUUGGAAAGCUGGAUUGCAGUGAAGAUAACCCAUGUGAGGGCCUAAGCAGACACGCCACCUUCACCAAUUUCGGCAUGGCCUUCCUCACUCUCUUCAGAGUGUCUACAGGGGACAACUGGAAUGGAAUCAUGAAGGACACGCUGCGGGAGUGUGCCCGUGAGGACAAGCACUGCCUGAGCUACCUGCCCAUCAUCUCGCCCGUCUACUUCGUCACCUUCGUCCUGGUGGCCCAGUUCGUGCUGGUCAAUGUGGUGGUGGCUGUGCUGAUGAAGCACCUGGAAGAAAGCAACAAGGAGGCCCGUGAGGAUGCAGAGAUGGAUGCUGAGAUUGAACUGGAGAUGGCACAGAGCAGCUCCGCUCCCACCGCUGUGGCCCGAGGCCCGGGGCCUCCCCCUGGCCCAGAUGGUCGGCCACCCAAAGGGGGCCGCCAGGCUGGGAGCCCUGAGUCUGCAGGGUCCACGAAGCAGCAAGCUCUGGAAGGCACUGGCUCUUCCAGGGAGUCCCGAAACCUUCUUGUGGUACACAAGGUUGCUGUGUCCAGGAUGCACUCCCUACCCAAUGACAGCUACAUGUUCCGGCCUGUGGUGCCAGCCACAACCCCAAACACACUGCAGGAGGUGGAGAUGGAGACCUACCCAGCGACAGCCCCAACAGGUUCAAAAAGAACUCUGGAGACCCUGGAAGAGGAGAAAGAGAAAGAAAUGACAAAGAUGGCAAGGAAUGGCAAGUUUUUAGGCAAGGCUUCUGAAUAUGGCUACAACUUGAGAGAACAGAAGCUCUGGUGGAGGACAGGAUAA